CGGCGCUGGGACCACGUCAGCUGUCCCCCAAGAUGGCGGCGACUGCGGCGCCGGGUGGGGAGGGCGGUAGCGCGGCCGCCUCCGCCCUCUCCAUGGAGCAGAUCGAGUCGCUCACCGACCUGGCAGAGCUGGAGGCCGCUUACAGCCGGCUGUGCGAGGAGGAGAAAGUCGUGCAGGAAGAGCUGGAUGCCCUCCUGGAGCAGCAAAGCACUAUAGAGAACAAGAUGGUUGCACUUCAUCGCAUGGGCCCUAAUUUGCAACUCAUUGAGGGAGAUGCCCAGCAGCUGGCAGGGAUGAUUACCUUUACUUGCAACCUGGCUGAGAACGUCAGCAGUAAAGUCCGCCAGCUUGACCUUGCCAAGAAUCGACUCUAUCAGGCCAUUCAGAGAGCUGAUGACAUCCUUGACCUGAAGUUCUGCAUGGAUGGAGUUCAAACAGCCCUGCGAAAUGAAGAUUAUGAACAAGCAGCAGCCCAUAUCCAUCGCUAUCUGUCUCUGGACAAAUCUGUGAUUGAGCUCAGUCGUCAGGGCAAGGAAGGGGGCAUAAUAGAUGCCAACCUGAAGCUCCUGCAAGAGGCAGAGCAGCGCCUGAAGACAAUUGUAACAGAGAAAUUUGACGCUGCUAUGAAGCAGGGAGACCUACCCCAGGUGGAACGGUUCUUCAAGAUCUUUCCUCUGCUAGGCUUACACGAAGAGGGGCUGAGCAAGUUCUCAGAGUACCUCUGCAAGCAGGUGGCCAACAAAGCAGAGGAGAACCUGCAGCUGGUGAUGGGGACAGACAUGAGUGACCGUCGAGCUGCUGUCAUCUUUGCGGACACCCUGACACUCCUCUUCGAAGGGAUUGCUCGUAUUGUGGAGACCCACCAGCCCAUUGUGGAGACCUACUAUGGGCCAGGGAGGCUGUACACCCUCAUCAAGCACCUGCAAGUGGAGUGCGACCGGCAGGUGGAGAAAGUGGUGGACAAGUUCAUCAAAGAGAGGGACUAUCACAGACAGUUCCAGCAAGUUCAGAAUAGCAUGAUAAGAAGUUCUUCUGCAGAGAAGAUUGAACCAAGGGAACUUGAUCCUAUCUUAACGGAAGUCACUCUGAUGAACGCACGCAGUGAGCUCUACUUGAGGUUCAUCAAGAGACGAAUAAUUGCGGAUUUUGAGGUGGGAGAUUCCAUGGCCUCAGAGGAGGUAAAGCAAGAGCAUCAAAAAUACCUGGACAAGCUCCUCAACAACUGUCUGCUGAGCCGCACCAUGCAAGAGCUCAUUGGCUACUACAUCACCAUGGAGGAAUAUUUCAUGAGGGAGACCGUCAACAAGGCUGUUGCCAUGGACAGCUACGAGAAAGGCCAGCUUACCUCCAGCAUGGUGGAUGACGUGUUUUAUAUUGUAAAGAAAUGCAUUGGGCGUGCUUUGUCCAGCUCCAGCAUCGACUGCCUCUGUGCCAUGAUCAACCACUCCACCACCGAGCUGGAGUCUGACUUCAGGGAGGUUCUAUACAACAAGCUGAAGCAGGGCUUUCCAGCCACGACCUUCCAGGACUUCCAGAGAGGAGUGACCAGUGCCGUGAACAUCAUGCACAGCAGCCUGCAGCAGGGCAAGUUUGAUACCAAAGGCAUCGAAAGCACCGAUGAGGCCAAGCAAUCCUUUCUGGUGACCUUGAACAACGUGGAAGUAUGCAGCGAAAACAUCAUGACCCUAAAGAAGACGUUGGAGAGUGACUGCAGCAAACUGCUUAGCCAAGGCUUUGGGGGUGAGCAAGCACAGGCCAAGAUCGACAGCUGCCUCUCUGAUAUGGCUGCCGUCUCCAACAAAUUUCGGGACCUGCUGCAGGAAGGCCUCAACGAGCUGAACAGCACAGCCAUCAAACCCCAGGUGAAGCCCUGGAUCAACCUGUUCCUCUCUGUCUCCCACAACAUCGAGGAGGAAGAGUUCAGCGACUACGAAGCUAAUGAUCCCUGGGUCCAGCAGUUCAUUGUCAAUCUGGAACAACAGAUGACAGAGUUCAAGGCUGGGCUGUCUCCAGUGAUUUAUGAUACCCUCACUGGUCUCAUGACCAGUCUUAUAGCCAUCGAACUGGAGAAAGUGUUGCUCAAAUCCACCUUCAGCAGGCUCGGUGGUCUGCAGUUCGACAAGGAGCUGAGGUCUCUCAUAGCUUAUCUGACCACAGUCACCACCUGGACUAUCCGUGACAAGUUUGCCCGUCUUUCCCAAAUGGCCACCAUCCUCAAUCUGGAAAGGGUGACGGAGAUCCUGGAUUACUGGGGCCCCAACUCUGGCCCUCUUACCUGGCGCCUCACUCCCGCUGAGGUCCGGCAGGUGCUGGCUCUCCGAAUCGACUUCCGCAGCGAGGAUAUCAAGCGGCUGCGCCUGUAG
Molecule: messenger RNA, 2363 nt
Organism: Cuculus canorus (common cuckoo)
Lineage: Eukaryota; Metazoa; Chordata; Aves; Cuculiformes; Cuculidae
Gene: COG4
Product: component of oligomeric golgi complex 4
Exons: 19
Coding region: 33-2363 (776 amino acids)
Source: RefSeq, a predicted model, not a curated record